UUUUCCGUCUGCUGAGCUACACCCCUCCGCACUGGGACAGUUAUUUUUAGCUGUCGUUGAUCGGUUCGACAGACGUGUGUGCAGUUUGUUGUGUUCAAGAAUAAAAUUCACGUGACGUAGACAAUGUUAUUGCCGAGGCCGUUUCAUGUUGAGGAGAUUUCUGGCGAAUGUCAGCCUUCGUAUUAGAAAGAAAGUAAGACAAGGCCAUUUUGUCUCGGUUGUGUGCAAUAUUUGGACUUUAGGAAUUAUCCGGAAAUGAGUGACACCUUGAUACCAGGUGAACAAGAUCAUGUGGAGACUUUAAGGUUGUCACAAGAAUCUCAACUCAGUUUAUCUCAGGAGACACAACAAUAUAACUUGUCUCAGGAUUCACAAAGUUUAAAUUUGUCGCAAGAUUCAUCUGCGAACUUGGAAGUUGGCAUAACGGACAGUGCGCAGAAAAGUGAUUGUGUGAUGGACGAGCAGGAAUCGACUGAUAAAGUCAAGAAAAAGGACGGGACGAAAAAAGUGAAAAAGAAAAAAACGAAAAAAUCCAAAGACAAAGACAAGGACGGUGAAAAGGGUGAAAAAAGUGAGAAAAGGGAAAAGAAAAAGUCCAAAAAGUCGAAACACUCCAGCAGACGCCCCGAACCUGAAGGUGGGAAUACGGCUGUUGGAAAUUUCCGUGACGAAUACGAUCGUAUCAUUUACAGUAAUGUGCCGAUGUUUUCCGAUCUGGAGAUGUCGGAUGAGGAGUCCAAGAAACAAGAUCGGCCCCCUCCACCUCCUCGCCGCCAGUCCCGGCUACGACAGAUCCAAAUGCAGCAGCAGCAACAACAAAAUAAUUCCACGGGGAUUUUCUUCCCUUGCCCAAACUUCAGCAUCAAUUCAAACACUAUGAUAAAGUUUGCAAUUAUAGGAACGGAACUGCAGAAUAUUGCUCGGACAGCCAUGAGAAGGUGGAAGAGUCGUGACGGCCGUGUUGAAACGGGGCUUGCUGUGACCACUAGCCUGGAAAAACAGGGUGUUAUUUUGUGGCGGAUUCAUAAAGCCGGUGGUUGA
Messenger RNA from Liolophura sinensis, 1041 nucleotides. Its product is annotated as bromodomain-containing protein 3-like. The record is from RefSeq and is a predicted model, not a curated record. The transcript has 2 exons. The coding region runs from base 256 to 1041 and encodes 261 amino acids. NCBI's taxonomy places the organism in Eukaryota, Metazoa, Mollusca, Polyplacophora, Chitonida, Chitonidae.